Cucurbitaria berberidis CBS 394.84 is the source of this 2055-nucleotide messenger RNA. RefSeq lists its product as uncharacterized. NCBI's taxonomy places the organism in Eukaryota, Fungi, Ascomycota, Dothideomycetes, Pleosporales, Cucurbitariaceae. The record is from RefSeq and is a predicted model, not a curated record. The coding region runs from base 140 to 1753 and encodes 537 amino acids. The transcript has 2 exons.
UUGAUUACUUAAGCUGUGCCUAUUAUCACUCACUCAACGUCCUAUUGUAGGUUGCGUGUGGCUGCCUAGUGGCUGGCGUUAUCGACAUCGAUAACUCUCUCACCCUGAAAUUUCUCACUCGCUACUACAUCACACGAUCAUGGCAACCACCAGCCUACAAUCUAAUUGGAAGAAAAAAUAUCGCACGCGGACACUGUCGAAAGCCCAGGGCGGUACUGUCUGUACCAUGGCCGUGUCGACCACCUUCAUCGAAGUUUCUCGGCCACUACCUGCACCGGUAUACUCAGCCCACCAAGACCUGGACUUCAACGACGACCGCAAGAUAUGGUCGACCCGGCACAUUGAGGAGCACCCAUUCGUCGAGACUAUCCGCAUGGGUGUCUUACAAUAUCGACUACAAUCCGCAUCUCACUUUGAUGUAUCCAUUGAAGUACACCAGACUAGAAGCUCAGAGUAUGCUGGCAAACCGAUACAGCUUAUACCUUCGUUCAAGAUAGAAGUGCUUUUCCAUGACUUCAACAACCAGAAACUAUACCGGAUCUGCCGCCUCAAGCCCCGCAGGAGUUCACGCAAGGUGCAUAAAGUUCUCGCUGCUCACAUACAAGUUCGCGAGUAUGACAGAAACGUAUCGCUACACGACUUCCUCAACGUCAAUUUCCCGAUUCUGCAAGACCCAGUCAAAGCUGAGACUCUACACGCGUGGUGGAGCGAGAACGGCAAGACGUUCAAUUGGAUAGGACUACCCACGGAACUGAAAGAGCGAAUCAUUCAGUCUUGCAUGCACCGAACUCACGAGCCCGGCAAUGGUCACCGCUCGCUGCAAUAUCCCCGGAAGCGAGAUCGACGACGAUCAGGUCCUCACGAAUUGACCGACAUACUUGGAACGUGGUCGCAACUCUUGCGCGUCUCACACCAAGUGCGAGCAAUCACUCUCCGCUUAUGCUUCGUGGGUAGCAGUAAUAUGACUUUCAGCAAGGGCCUGUGCGUAGUCGUCCAUUCAUGCUUCGACUUCAAAGACAGCAUCAGGCGCCUAGGAAAGUACUACCAAGUCUUGGAACCAAACAGCGUGCCGGUGGAUGACAAAUCCCUCACUCUCGCAAAGACAUACAAGCGUUUCCCGAAACUAUUUCCAGAGCUCAAGCAGUAUGCUACCCUCAUGCACGGAAUCCGACGAGUCUGUCUGCAGAUGGGCUUCCUGGAUUAUCUUCACUUCUUCAAGAUCACCGCUGGCGGAUUCGAGCAGUACUGGCGAUCCUAUUACGUGGACUACGAGGCCUUCGAGCAGCUACCCCAUCUCAGCGAGCUCCUCAUCAUCUUACCCGACCCUAGGGGAAGACUAGAGGACAAGUCAACACAACAUGGCCCGCCUUUGUUCUACGAAGAUUUUGCCUGCCCUCGAAUUCUACAUCGGUUCAUCUACGAGCAGGCUGCUGUGGUUCUGGCACCAUAUGAGAAUGUCAAGAUGUAUGGCUUCAUCGAUGAGCUUGAGAAGUUGAGGUUCAAUGCGCUACGCCAAAACGCAAUCAAGAUGCUCAAAUUCACCGGUCCGGAACUCUACGAGCUAUAUGCAGAGGAUGGAGGUGGCAUAAAGCUUGAGGAGAGGGUCAUACCAGGAGUACAGAUCCAAGAGAGGGAAGAGAUAUCCGUGGAUUUCCAGCAGCUCGAUGCGACCCACCCAAACUUUUGGCCUCCAAAAUGCAGGUGUGCGGUGCGGUGCAGAGAAGUCCUCUUAGAAGACCAGUACAACAUUUAGCAACAGACUCGUGUUAAGUGCUGCACCUUGCGUUUCCUGACUUCUUGGAGGAAGAGUUGAUCAUAUGACUUCAUUUGCUAUAAAAUUUCAUGAGCUACUGCGACAAGGUUCGGCGAUUCUUUUCAAAAGAAAAUCCAGGAUAUAUACAUAUACGAGACAAUACUCGACGGAUACCGUAUGGGGAUCAGGCUGUACACUGCCAAAUCUUUCUGUCCAGGGUCAUGGGCGUCAGGUGCAUGGGAUAAUCUCCAUAUCUUCUUACAAACGAUGCUCUUGCUAUCUCCGAAAAAGUUUUUUUUCGG